This is a messenger RNA of Paraglomus occultum, 186 nucleotides long. The record is from the annotation of a GenBank genome assembly. NCBI's taxonomy places the organism in Eukaryota, Fungi, Glomeromycota, Glomeromycetes, Paraglomerales, Paraglomeraceae.
AUGGGUCUAAAGAGAAGACAACUGAGAAAGCUCCCAAGUACAAACAAAGUCUCGAAAGACACUUCUUCCACAACUGUGCAACCACAAGCCAAUUGGACCAUUUUCUAUGAGACUGUGGGUCUAGGACAUGAAAUUAAAACCAAAGUUGAUGUAUCUUCAGGAUCAGAUAUCAGCGAGCUCAAGGAG